CGUGCUUCCCGACAGGUUACUUCUUCUCCCAUAUGUUCAUGAUGUUAGGCUAAUCCCGUGUUGACCAAAGCAGGUUCUCUAUAAUCGUCGCAUGAUCUGCCAGCCAGGCGCUACGUCGAGGAGUAAAAAACCGAAAUGGCGGCUGCUAUCGCUAUGAGCCAUGCAAAAUGCUACAUAGCUUUCGAAAACUUUAUUACGGCUAUACACGACCUAGCAUAUGAGAAGUCUGCAGAAUAUCUGGUUGAUGUUUCUGAAGAGUUCGACAAAUACAAGCUGUGGGCGGGCAAUGUCGGGGCUGCGCAUUCUGGAAAGCUCUACAAACUCUCCUUGGAUUACAGACUGAGAGAGGCAACAUUCUACAAAGAUCAAGUCUUAAGGCUAUUGGCAAUACUGCAUCAUCAUAUAGAAGAAGGGAUGCGUCUCGCAACAACUGACCCUGCAGUUUGCACGGAGCUCUCUUCCGACUCAGAUUCCGAAUUCAGCGAUUCGUAUAUUGCUGAAGAGAGCUCUGAUGAAGAUGAAGAACUGCCAACACUACCGAUGGAAGCUGGAGGGCAACAUGAGACACAUCUAACCGAGGAAUCACCAUUUCUAAUACCGUCAAACUCACUGACAGAUAAUGGAACCUCUUCAGAUCUGCAACCCAUAGAGGCUGACGACUAUCUGGCUAUGCUGCUUCGGCCUCUGGAGUCGAUCAAACUCACAGUAACAUGCUUGUACAAAUUUCCCAUCCGACGGCCUGCUCCAGUCGACCGCCUAAACGACAAGGCAACAGAUGACACAUCAUGUUAUCAACACUUUGAUGUUUUGUAUGUGAAAGACAAAUUUCCACAACUUCAUGAGCAGGUAGCAACACGCCUGGGGAAGUUGAUAACACGACGGCGACAACUGUUUCUCUACCGGCAAAGUCAUCAAAUAAACCUCCGGACCAAUUCGGUGGUACCUAGUAUCACCAUGAAGACGCCAGAACGUGUCUCAACCAACUCUGGGGAAGCACAGAGCGUGAGACACAAGGACCUCCAUGAAUCGAAAACACAGAGCCAGCCAGAGAGCAGCAACCGGACAAAAGCGACGACGUUUGCUGCGCCUUUAGUUCCAGUUCUACUGGUUGAUGAGCUUGUUGCUCCAUCAGUUGCGGAGUCCGAGUCAAAGACAUCGAAGGCAGGAAGUGCAUUCACACGUGAAUUGCAUAUUGAAAUUCCACCGCGCCCAAGGAACAAAGAUGGCAUUGGAAUAGCACAGUUCAUAUGCAAAUACUGCCAAACAACACCGUAUAUUCGAUCUAGUCGUGAUUGGAAAAAGCAUGUAUUGGCUGAUAUACAGCCGUAUGUAUGCACAUUUCCAGAUUGCGAUCUAUCAGAGCACCUCUUCGAGGAUAAGGAUGCUUGGUACAAUCACGAGACUCAAUUCCACCGAGUGAAAUAUUCUUGUAAUACGGACGGACAUAAGCCAUACACAUCACAAAGUGAUUUCGGAAAGCAUAUGAAAGAAGAUCACGACCAGGCUCUGGAUAGAGAUAACUCACUCCGAAUGCUUGACCUUUUUCGACGCAAGUUGAACUCUUCCGGGGGACUCUGCAAUUUGUGUCUGAGGACCACCAGCAACUUCAAACUUCAUGUUUCGCGACACCUUGAGCAGAUUGCAAUGUUUGCCUUGCCAAGGGCAGACUAUUCCACUGGCGACGAGUCAGCAAAUGGUGGUACUAAAGGGUCUCAGAGCAAUGCUCGAGGAUCAGAUGUGUUGGACAAGCAACCUACAAGCUCCGCCAGCCAUAGCACACUUUCAUGGAACCAAGGGCCUGAGGCCUACAACUCUGAUAUAGAGUUCCAAAAUCACACACAAGAGACUCCGGAAGGAUUACUACCACCUAAUGCGGAUGAAACCACCUGGGACAUUAUAACUCCGAAAUUUCUAGACGCCCGGGAAGGACAUUCCACGUUAGCGCCUAUCAACUUCCCUGCUAUCCCACUACUGCCGCGGCAGAGACGCAAUGCCAUCUCAUUAGCGAGCGGGGUCAGCGGACCGCUACCCCUGGAAUGGGAAAUGUUCGGCAGGGCACCGUAAUUAAUGUAUCACAACACCAAAGAAAGCACCUAGGUUAAACAAGAUAAUGGGCGACAAUGGUAUUCUACCUCCCAUUCCCGGCAUAAUAUUUUCAGUUGUGGUAAGAGAUAUAUCUUUGUUUAAGGGGGCGUGGUGAUGGUAAAUGAAAAAGCCGUUCGAAAAAAUAUUUGUAGGCUUCCAAAAUUUACAAAGAAUCUAUUCAAAUAGGAACGAGUAUCCGAGAAAUC
Aplosporella prunicola CBS 121167 is the source of this 2291-nucleotide messenger RNA. RefSeq lists its product as uncharacterized. Bases 136 to 2064 code for a protein of 642 amino acids. The record is from RefSeq and is a predicted model, not a curated record. NCBI's taxonomy places the organism in Eukaryota, Fungi, Ascomycota, Dothideomycetes, Botryosphaeriales, Aplosporellaceae. The transcript is spliced from 5 exons.